AUGGAUCUGCAAAUCUCAGUUUUUCUUCUGUUCGUUCUUUUCACCACAGGACGCUCGCUUAUCUGUAAUCAGUGCCCAGGUGUGUCAAACCCUUGUGAACAGAUACCAUGUCCUGAUGGACUUUCCAACUGCUUUGCUGCGACAGCAUAUGCUAAUGCAUUAGGAGUCAGUUCCUCUUUACUAACGGUUAAAAGUUGUGCUCCGGCUACCUGUCCAAGUGGGUCCAUCAACCUCGGCAAUAUAAAAUUGUCUUCUUACUGCUGUAGCACAGACCUGUGUAAUGACAAAGAUUCUCCAGAUCCCAACAGCAAUGCUCCCAAUGGAAAGACGUGUUACACUUGUGAUGGGCAGGGCUGUUCAAGCAUAAUGACCUGUUCAGGGAGUGAAGACCGCUGCUUUAAAGCAACAGCGAGUUUCGGAGGCCAGUCAGUGGGUGUAAAAGGUUGUGUCUCUAAAGCCAUUUGUGAUGCCACAUCUUUGAUUCCUAAGGUUGAGGGCAUCUCGUGUUGUUCUGGGAACCUGUGUAACAGUGCUAAGAGUGUCACUCAGAGCUUCCUGUUCCUCUGCUGUUCUCUGCUUUCCUUCAUACUGCUGCACUGAAUACAGCAGCUACAACUACAGCUGCAGCAAACACACAAUGUUAAUGCUCAAAUAUAUAACUCCUAUUUUUUGUAACUAUGUUUGUGAGCGUAAUAUUCAAGCUGUUGGAAUAUAG
This is a messenger RNA of Labeo rohita (rohu), 715 nucleotides long. Its product is annotated as urokinase plasminogen activator surface receptor-like. The coding region runs from base 1 to 600 and encodes 199 amino acids. The record is from RefSeq and is a predicted model, not a curated record. The transcript is spliced from 5 exons. NCBI's taxonomy places the organism in Eukaryota, Metazoa, Chordata, Actinopteri, Cypriniformes, Cyprinidae.